CCAUGGGUCUGGAGCUCUACCUGGACCUUCUGUCUCAGCCCUGCCACGCCGUCUACAUCUUCGCCAAGAACGGCAUCCCCUUCGAGCUGCGCCCCGUGGACCUGGUCAAAGGGCAGCAUGUGAGCAAGGACUUCUCCCAGGUGAACAGCCUGCAGAAGGUGCCUGUCCUUAAGGAGGGUGACUUCAUCCUGACUGAAAGCGCGGCCAUUCUGAUCUACCUGAGCUGUAAGUACCCGACGGCGGACCACUGGUACCCCUCUGACCUACAGACCCGUGCACGCAUCCAUGAAUACCUGGGCUGGCAUGCCGACUGUAUCCGUGGCACCUUUGGUGUGCCCCUGUGGACCCAGGUGUUGGCACCGCUCAUGGGUGCCCAGGUGCCUGAGGAGAAGGUGGCACGCAACAGGGCUGCCAUGGACCAGGCACUGCAGUGGCUGGAGGACAAGUUCCUGGGGGACAAGGCCUUCCUUGCUGGCCAGCAGGUGACGCUGGCUGAUCUCAUGGCGCUGGAGGAGCUGAUGCAGCCCGUGGCUCUUGGCUAUGCCCUGUUUGAGGGACGACCACAACUGGCAGCAUGGCGUGGGCGAGUGGAGGCUUUCCUGGGUGCCGAGCUGUGCCAGGAGGCCCAUGGUCCCAUCUUGAGCAUCCUGGAACAAGCAGCCAAAAAAUUACUCCCAGUGCCACCUCCAGCAGCCCAUGCAACUAUGCUACGUCGUAUUGCUAGGAUCCCCUGAGGUAUCUGGGAUGGGGGCCCAGAGAUGAGCAAUAAAGAUUCAUUCUGCUUCUUA
This is a messenger RNA of Carlito syrichta (Philippine tarsier), 788 nucleotides long. RefSeq names its product glutathione S-transferase theta-2B-like. The coding region runs from base 3 to 734 and encodes 243 amino acids. NCBI's taxonomy places the organism in Eukaryota, Metazoa, Chordata, Mammalia, Primates, Tarsiidae. Gene Ontology annotation, cellular component: cytoplasm. Gene Ontology annotation, biological process: glutathione metabolic process. The transcript is spliced from 5 exons. Gene Ontology annotation, molecular function: glutathione transferase activity. The record is from RefSeq and is a predicted model, not a curated record.